CGGCUUGCCAGCGCGCGGAGGGAAAAUCCGCGAGAAGGCGGUGAAGGAAGAUGGCGGGGUUGGGGCAGGGUUUGCAGCCUUUCUGAAUAGGCUAGUCAAGUAACUAUUCAGGUCAUGGCGUCAAACUCAACUAAGUCUUUCCUGGCAGAUGCCGGCUAUGGCGAACAGGAGCUAGAUGCGAACUCCGCCCUUAUGGAACUGGACAAAGGUCUAAGAUCUGGCAAGCUUGGUGAACAGUGUGAAGCAGUUGUUCGCUUUCCCAGACUCUUCCAGAAGUAUCCGUUCCCUAUUCUCAUCAAUUCUGCAUUCCUGAAGUUAGCCGAUGUUUUCAGAGUUGGAAACAAUUUCCUGAGGCUGUGUGUUCUUAAAGUUACCCAACAAAGUGAGAAGCAUUUGGAGAAGAUUCUAAAUGUGGAUGAAUUUGUGAAGAGAAUUUUCUCUGUGAUUCAUAGUAAUGAUCCUGUGGCGAGAGCCAUCACGCUGCGGAUGCUGGGAAGUCUGGCAUCAAUAAUUCCUGAGAGAAAGAAUGCUCAUCAUAGUAUUCGUCAGAGCCUGGAUUCACAUGAUAACGUAGAAGUUGAAGCUGCUGUGUUUGCUGCUGCCAACUUCUCCGCACAGUCCAAGGAUUUUGCCGUAGGAAUCUGUAACAAAAUCAGUGAAAUGAUUCAAGGUUUAGCCACACCUGUGGACCUGAAGCUGAAGCUGACCCCCAUCCUGCAGCACAUGCACCAUGAUGCCAUCCUGGCUUCCAGUGCUCGCCAGCUUCUGCAGCAGCUGGUCACCUCCUAUCCUUCCACCAGGAUGGUGAUCGUUUCUCUGCACACUUUCACUCUGCUUGCAGCGUCGUCUUUGGUUGAUACGCCGAAGCAGAUUCAGCUCCUGUUGCAGUACUUGAAGAAUGACCCCAGGAGAGCAGUAAAGAGACUUGCUAUUCAAGAUCUGAAGUUACUUGCCAAUAAAACACCACAUACCUGGAGCAGGGAAAAUAUUCAGGCCCUCUGUGAAUGUGCCCUUCAGACUCCUUACGACAGCUUAAAACUAGGGAUGCUGUCUGUGCUUGCGACACUGUCAGGGACCAUCGCUGUCAAGCAUUACUUCAGCCUGGCUCCAGGAAAUGCGGGUUCUUCCCCCAGAUCCUCGGAUUUGGUCAAAUUAGCCCACGAGUGCUGUUACCACAACCACAGGGGCAUUGCAGCUCAUGGAGUGAGAGUCCUAACUAACAUCACUGUCUCCUGUCAGGAAAAAGACCUUUUGGCACUGGAACAAAGUGCUGUCUUUGGCCUGGAAGCCCUUCUGGUACUUUGUGGUCAAGAUGACAGUGCAGGUGCUCAAGCCACUUUAAAGAUUGCUCUUAAUUGUAUGGUGAAGCUGGCCAAGGGCAGGCCCCAUCUCAGCCAGCCAGUGGUUGAGGCCUUGUUGACGCAGUUGCACAGCGCCCAGGACACUGCCCGGCUCCUGAUGUGCCAUUGUCUGGCGGCCAUCGCCAUGCAGCUGCCAGUGCUGGGCGAUGGGAUGCUCGGGGACCUCGUGGGGCUCUACAAGGUGACCGGACGGUCCGCCACAGACAAGCAACAAGAGCUUCUGGUGAGUUUGGCUACUGUGAUUUUCGUAGCCAGUCAGAAAGCAUUAUCUGCCGAAGUAAAAGCAGUGAUUAAACAGCAGCUUGAGAGUGUAUCUAAUGGAUGGACUGUGUACCGGAUCGCCAGACAGGCGUCCAGGAUGGGUAACCAUGACAUGGCCAGAGAGCUUUAUCAGAGCUUGCUGACUCAGGUGGCCUCAGAACACUUCUACUUUUGGCUGAACAGUUUGAAGGAGUUCUCCCAAGCAGAGCAGUGUCUCACUGGGCUGCAGGAGGAGGAUUGUAGUUCAGCGCUUUCUUGCAUUGCUGAGUCUUUAAAAUUCUACCACAAAGGGAUUGCCUCCCUAACAUCUACUAGGCUGGGAGUCCAAAUUCAGGGCAUCAGCUCCAGGGGAGGGCUUCCUCUCUCUCUCAUCGCUGGAGGAAAGUCCUUCUCAUCAAUCUUCCCCUGGACUAGGAGCUUCUCCAUGCAGGAACCCCAGGUCCAAAGGAUGUGCUCUGCUCCCGGCAUUACUUUCUCGGUGGCUGCCAGUACACCACUGAAUCCUUUAAGUUUUCAGUGUGAAUUUGUUAAACUCAGAAUUGACCUUCUGCAAGCCUUCUCCCAGCUGAUCUGUACUUGUAACAGCCUAAAGACAAGCCCCCCACCCGCAAUCGCCACUACAGUUGCCAUGACCUUGGGAAAUGACCUUCAGAGAUGUGGUCGCAUCUCCAAUCAGAUGAAACACUCCAUGGAAGAAUUCCGAAGCCUCGCGUCCCGAUAUGGGGAUCUGUAUCAGGCAUCUUUCGAUGCUGACUCGGCAACUUUGAGGAAUGUAGAAUUACAACAGCAGAGCUGUUUACUGAUUUCUCACGCGAUAGAAGCUCUGAUCUUGGAUCCAGAAUCAGCAAGUUUCCAGGAAUAUGGAUCGACUGGAGCUGCCCAUGCAGACAGUGAAUAUGAGAGAAGAAUGAUGUCCGUGUAUAAUCAUGUCUUGGAGGAAGUGGAAUCACUCAAUCGAAAAUACACCCCUGUUUCUUACAUGCAUACAGCAUGUCUGUGCAAUGCCAUCAUUGCUUUGCUGAAAGUCCCCCUUUCAUUUCAAAGGUAUUUCUUCCAGAAAUUGCAGUCUACCAGCAUCAAGCUGGCUCUGUCUCCGUCACCCCGGAACCCCGCAGAGCCCAUCGCUGUCCAGAACAACCAGCAGCUGGCACUGAAGGUGGAGGGAGUGGUUCAGCACGGAUCUAAACCAGGACUCUUUCGCAAAAUCCAGUCUGUCUGUCUGAAUGUUUCUUCCACACUACAGAGCAAAUCCGGACAAGACUACAAGAUACCCAUUGACAACAUGACCAAUGAGAUGGAGCAGAGGGUGGAGCCUCACAACGAUUACUUCAGCACUCAGUUUCUGUUGACCUUUGCCGUCCUGGGAACACACAGCAUUGUGGUGGAAUCCUCAGUGAAAGAUGCCAAUGGGAUUGUAUGGAAGACUGGUCCCAGAACGACCAUAUUUGUGAAAUCCCUGGAAGAUCCUUACUCCCAGCAGAUCCGCCUCCAGCAGCAGCAGGCCCAGCAGCCCUUCCAGCAGCAGCAACAACGAAAUGCCUACACACGGUUUUAACUGCCAUGGGUGUCCAACAGACUUGAAAGGAUUGAUCGAAUUUGCAAAAAUGGAUUAAGAUAUGAAAGUUACAGUGUGGAGCCCAUUUAUUCACUGAUUUUUGUAAUGUCAUAUCCUGUAAGUUUUUUUUUUUUUACUUAAAAAUUAAGUUUGAGAAAUAAUUGGACUAUUAGCCAGAAAGAUUUUUUCCUGCUCCUUUUAAACCAAGUCUUUUUUUCUCAUAUUUAACAUUUUUGUUGCUUUAUUGUUUUUUCUGUUGCUAAGCUUUUUCCCUUUCUUUCAAGAAUAUAGUCCCAUGUUUGGAUCAUUGAAUUAGUGAAUUUGACUACUUCUUCACCAAAGUAUACCCUUUGCUGCCUGACACAAACCUGAAGUUCCAAGCUAGGCAUGAGAAAGUCUGACCAGUGGGUGCAAGGCUUAUCCAUGGUAGCCGUAUCCGUGGUAGCCGAAACUGCAUCUUCCCGUGGAUGGACGUGAAGGAGGCCCAGGAACAUCCAGCCCUCCACGUUGUGAGAGCCUGUAGCCUAGCAGAAUUGAAACAUGCCGCUGCAGUGUUUCCAGGACCUACCUGUCUCUCCUGUACUAAAGCAGCCUUAUUUGCAGUUUUAGUUUUGAAUUGACCUAAAGGGCACCUGGCAAGUACAUAGAAAGGCUGGAGAUAAGUGAUUUGUGGUUUUUUCUACUGUGUGUGACUGUGUAAUCUAGACUUUUUACGGUUUCUAAAAAUGAAAAAAUUUUUCACA
Loxodonta africana (African savanna elephant) is the source of this 3920-nucleotide messenger RNA. RefSeq names its product integrator complex subunit 7 (gene INTS7). The record is from RefSeq and is a predicted model, not a curated record. Gene Ontology annotation, cellular component: integrator complex. The transcript has 21 exons. Bases 115 to 3177 code for a protein of 1020 amino acids. Gene Ontology annotation, biological process: snRNA 3'-end processing. Lineage: Eukaryota; Metazoa; Chordata; Mammalia; Proboscidea; Elephantidae.